Molecule: messenger RNA, 3613 nt
Organism: Dreissena polymorpha
Lineage: Eukaryota; Metazoa; Mollusca; Bivalvia; Myida; Dreissenidae
Product: dopamine receptor 2-like
Exons: 1
Coding region: 637-2139 (500 amino acids)
Biological process (GO): adenylate cyclase-activating adrenergic receptor signaling pathway
Cellular component (GO): membrane
Molecular function (GO): G protein-coupled receptor activity
Source: RefSeq, a predicted model, not a curated record
GUUUAUUUUUAUGUUUGUGAUUGCCAAUCAUACUUCAGUGCUAAUAUACAGAUUGUAUACAUGAACUUUAAUUUCUGAAGAGUGGUGAUGAUUUAAUAAUGGCCCAAUGAGCAUUACGUGAAACAAGAUAUUUGGAAACCAACCAGGAUUAAAAUGUGAUGAACGGCAAACAAAGACGGCCACUAUGCUUUGGGAAAUUAUGUAUUAAAACGAAGCUAUUCAAAUUACGCGGGAUGAAAUCCUUACAAUUUACAUUAUAAUAAUAGACCAAUUUCUGAAAGUUCGGGUGAUUGUUUCGGAUAGUAAUCAAUUUUGGAAACAGAAAACCCCAUUUUCCUCGACAUCUUUUUCCCCAGCGAAACGGCACUUUUAUAUCGGUUACGCAAUAAACUAUCAGAUCAUAGCACACAUAAAAUUAAACAGCUGUUCUGAGCGCAGUGAUAGUGCUAUCUAUGCUGCUUACCAACUAGUGAUGUAUACCCCGCGGAAAACAAAUUGCUUGAUUUUACCCUAUGACUGGAUGAUUUGUCGUGGAUGCAAGAGGGAAAAUCUUCAAUUUUCAUAAAGCUUUAAUCGGUUUGGUCCAUCUCGAAUGGUACGAAACAAUAUUUAAUAUAGUGAAAUAAUCUGGGAUACAUGACACAAGAGGGGAUUUAUGACGUGUUCACGGGUCCAUCGAAUUCAUCGUGGGCUCAGACUGGGGCAGCGACCAGCUUAAGCGAUCUUGUGUUUCUUACGGAUGGAAUGUUAGAGGGCAACAAGCUAAACAGCGCGUUUGUGCAAGCGCGUGGCGUGACUACGACAUUUCAAAUGUUCGUGAACACGACCGCAUCUUUGAACGAUCUGCAGUUUCUGCAUGAGACCAAACAUCCUGUGAUAGGCGUGAUUCUCGCCAUGUUUUCCUUCAUAACAGUUCUCGGAAAUUUACUUGUGAUAGCCGCGGUGGUGAAGGAGUUAUACCUGCGAACGGUGACUAACUAUUUAAUCGUGUCACUCGCGAUUGCCGACGUGAUGGUCGGCGGAAUAGUGAUGCCUUUCAGUAUUAGCUACGAGCUUAACAACCAGGUCUGGUAUUACGGAACGGCCUGGUGCGACCUAUGGCAUUCGUUUGACGUCCUCGGGAGUACGGCGUCGAUCUUAAACUUAUGCAUAAUAUCUCUGGACCGGUACUGGGCAAUCACGGACCCGAUCGCGUAUCCCACCCGGAUGUCGCCCUGCCGAGUGUGGGUCCUCAUCGCGUUCGUGUGGAUCUGUUCCGCCGGUAUUUCGUUUCCGGCUAUAGCCUGGUGGAAGGCAGUAACGCCAGUUGCACUGUCUAGCAACCAGUGUGUAUUUACGGAGGACAGCGCGUAUCUCAUUUUUUCGUCCAUGGUUUCAUUCUAUUUUCCGACCAUCGUCAUGAUAUUCGUCUAUAUUCAAAUCUAUCGCGCGGCGAGGAAUCAGCGAAAGAGCAUUGAGACCGGGACCAAAGUGAUGACCUCCAAUCGGCUAUUCGGAGGCAGCAGUGUGAUGACGCUUCGCAUCCACCGUGGUGGCAUGGCGAAGCUUCGCUCUCCGGCGGCGGCACCGGAAGCGACCCCAUUUCAGAAAAACAGCGAAAGCGACGAGGACAAUGCGUCGAUGGUUUCAAGUAUUCAGACGCCGAUUCACGAUAUGCCGUCGGAAGAACUUGACAAACAUCACGACGACGUCAAUCAAAGCCACCACAACAAUCACCACCAGCACCACAAUCAACGGCCAAUGAAAUUUAUAACGAAGCGAUUACGGCACCUUGCGCUAAGCAAGAAAUUAUCAAAACUGGCUAAGGAGCAAAAAGCCGCUAAGACGCUAGGAAUUGUGGUCGGCGUCUUCAUAAUCUGCUGGCUCCCGUUCUUCGUCGUAAAUGUUCUGUUAGGGAUCUGCAGUGCAAGCUGCGUGCAUAAACCGGAUGUUAUUAUGCCCGUGUUUACGUGGUUUGGCUACAUUAACUCUGGCGUGAAUCCUAUAAUCUACGCUCUGUCAAUGAGGGAUUUCCGGCGCGCUUUUGGAAGGAUUGUCUUCUGCUGCUGUCCGAAAUACCGCUUCCAGGGCAGACGGCGCGCAAAAACGUGCAGAACUAAUUUCACUUCUUCGAGUUUCAUGGGAUCAGCGUUGCUAUAGCAAGCGUGGCAUUAAUUAUCAAAAGUGUUUUGUUUGUCCCAACGUACAACGUUCUUUUUUGUCACGACUGUUGAUAAAUUCUAAUGGAAUAACAUUCUAAUAACACACGUUGUCGAUUAUUGUAUAAUGAAUACGCUCUAUAUUUGUUUACGUAAUGCAUGCUAAAAUAAUUUGAACUCUUAAAAUAUUCAUUUUAUUAUAAUACGAUUUUAAUUUAUUCUCAUGCCGCAAAAUAUUUUUACACAUGUUGUUAAAAUGUGAUUAAUUAUUGAGAGAAAUAAUAUAUUAUUUGUGAAUCAGUGAGAUUGUGUGCCAUCUUACUAUGAAUUUAUAAAACCAUAUAAAUUUUUCUUGUUUUUUUUUUAAUGUAGUUCUUUUUAUUUCAAUUCAUCUAAAUUUCCAAUAAUAUUAUUAUGUGUAUUUAGAAUUGUUUGUGUGUAUUACAUUGCUAAACAUAAACAAAGAAAGCAUAUUUUGAACUUGGACUUAUACGCAAAACUAUGUUUAUACCAAUGAAUAGAAAUGGUUAUCCAAAAUUAUUUAAUUAUUACAUGUUUUUUUUUAUAUUUGUGUAUGUAUAUUGAAUAUUGGUAAACAUAUACACGGUAAGCAUAUUUCGAACGUGAAAUAACACGCAUAAAUCUGUAUAAUAUACCAAUGGAAUAUGAAUCGUUUGGAAACAAAAUAAAUAAUUGAAACGGUCGAGUUCAUUAGAAAAAUCAUUAGUGUACCUUUUUGGAAUAGCAAAUAACUGCAACAAAUUAUUAAUAAGACCGUACCUCGUUUACGUACGUCAUAUAUAAUUGUUUGAAAAUAACGUAUCACACAAUAUAUUUGUAUAUUUAAUCAGGAAUAAUAUUUAGCGGCAGAGAAAGUGUACUAAUUCGACUUUCAACAAAUAAACAUCUUAACAAUUUACGUGUUUGUAUAAUAUCCGACAAAAUAUUUUUUUCUUAGGACCAACUUUUCCGUUUUAAUAGGAUCUAAUUAGUGUAGCUGCAAAUACUUAAUUUGCAAUACGAUUUAUUAUUGAUGGCGAAUCGUUUACAACUAUUUAAAGUCUACACAUUCGCACCCAAUUUCUGUUCUUUAAAUUUGAAUAUAAACAUCUAACGAAAAAUAAGAUAAGAAGCAGGGGACCGUUUCAUAAACGAUCGUACAACUAUUUUAACUUAUGUGAGAAUUUUGUAAUCUUAAUAAGUAGACGAACUAGCUCGCCAUGCUCGUCAAAUAUAUACGGCGCUUGAGAUGCCAAUGUAAUUGUACUGCAAAUGUUCAAUCAUAUGAUAUGGACUUUAGCAAUUAUGUAUCUUCGAAAAAUGUAUCGUAUCGUAAAUGUGUACUACGAUGUUUAUUGAAACGGUCCCCUGGUUGUUGCUAAACAUGUUGCUAAGUCUUAUAAAUGGCGCUUCAUUGUGUGAUCUAUUUACAUAUACAAUUUUGAUUAUACUGUUUGCUAUUUGAUUUCCUUUCC